This is a messenger RNA of Hemibagrus wyckioides, 1772 nucleotides long. RefSeq lists its product as uncharacterized. The transcript is spliced from 6 exons. Bases 959 to 1690 code for a protein of 243 amino acids. The record is from RefSeq and is a predicted model, not a curated record. Lineage: Eukaryota; Metazoa; Chordata; Actinopteri; Siluriformes; Bagridae.
ACACUUUAACACUUUUGAACACACUAUAACCAUUUCUAGCACUUUCUAACAUUUUCUAACACUCUAUAACACUUUCUAACAGUUUCUAACAGUUUCUAACAUUCUAUAACACUCUAUAACAGUUUCUAGCAUUCUAUAACACUCUAUAACAGUUUCUAACAUUCUAUAACACUCUAUAACACUUUCUCACAUUCUAUAACACUCUAUAACAGUUUCUAACAUUCUAUAACACUCUAUAACAGUUUCUAACAUUCUAUAACACUCUAUAACACUUUCUAACGUUCUGUAACACUCUAUAACACUUUCUAACAUUCUAUAACACUCUAUAAUAGUUUCUAACAUUCUAUAACACUCUAUAACAGUUUCUAACAUUCUAUAACACUCUAUAACACUUUCUAACAUUCUGUAACACUCUAUAACAGUUUCUAACAUUCUAUAACACUCUAUAACAGUUUCUAACAUUCUAUAACACUCUAUAACACUUUCUAACAUUCUGUAACACUCUAUAACAGUUUCUAACAUUCUAUAACACUCUAUAACAGUUUCUAACAUUCUAUAACACUCUAUAACACUUUCUAACAUUCUGUAACACUCUAUAACAGUUUCUAACAUUCUAUAACACUCUAUAACAGUUUCUAACAUUCUAUAACACUCUAUAACACUUUCUAACAUUCUGUAACACUCUAUAACAGUUUCUAACAUUCUAUAACACUUUAUAACACUUUCUAACGUUCUGUAACACUCUAUAACACUUUCUAACAUUCUAUAACACUCUAUAACAGUUUCCAACAUUCUAUAACACUCUAUAACACUUUCUAAUGUUCUGUAACACUCUAUAACACUUUAUAACAUGCUAUAACACAGUGAUACAGUGUGCUCAUAAUGUGUGUUUGUGUGUGUGUGUGUGUUCAGCAUCUGUUCCUCCCUGACAGACACUCAGACAGCAGUAAACAGGAGGAUGUUCCUCACACAGAGCCUGGUGUUUCCUCUCCUUCUGCUGCUCUUCCUCUCAGGAUGUGUGUGUGAAGUGAGUGUGAAUGUGAGUGUGUGGCAAACACCAGACAACAUCACUGCAGCACUGGGAGAGAGAGUCAACAUCACCUGCCACUUUACACUCAGGACAUCAAAGCAAGAACGAUGGAAAAUAAUGUGGUGGAAAAUUAACGACACAGUAUUAAAAAAUAAAACUGAUAUCAGUAUAUCAGAAACAACUUAUAACAUUUCAGAUCAAGGGAAUAGAUCUCACACACUGCAGCUUCCUCCAGUGAGUGAGAGAGACAGUGGGAUUUAUUACUGCAGUGUCUGGCAGCAGGUUCCUGUACUCAGUGACCGAAUCUCCGGUGGAGGAACAGAGAUCAUCGUGGAAUCCACAGGGAGAAACACCACUGAUCCUGGUCCUGGUCCUGGUCCUGGUGUGAUGUCACUAAUCUGGAAGCUGCUGCUGUUAGCUUCAGUGCUGGUGGUGUGUGUUGUGUCUGUAACCUGCUGCUUUAAACACAGAGGUUGCUGCAUGAGAAGAAAGAGAGAAAGCCAGUUGGAGCGUGCAGCUGAUACCAACCUUGUUUACUCUGUAGUCAAAUUCCACAAACUGCAUGAGAAGAAAAACACACAGGAGGUCAGUGAAGCUCCAGACGCAGGAUCCGCAUCAAACGAGGAGGUUUUAUACUCCGACAUUCACUUCAGAUCCUAAAAACUCUGAUUAUUUGUACAGUGUAAAGUUUAGACAGUGUUUUAUAUAUCUGUUUUAAUAAUGUAUAAAAGUUUAAUAAAAU